Molecule: messenger RNA, 2170 nt
Organism: Panonychus citri (citrus red mite)
Lineage: Eukaryota; Metazoa; Arthropoda; Arachnida; Trombidiformes; Tetranychidae
Product: leukocyte elastase inhibitor-like
Exons: 1
Coding region: 784-2025 (413 amino acids)
Molecular function (GO): serine-type endopeptidase inhibitor activity
Source: RefSeq, a predicted model, not a curated record
ACUAAAUGAUAAUAGAUUCAUAUCAUUCAUAUGAACACGGUUCAGUUGACGAUCAUGUUAAUCGUUAUUUGUUCACACUAUGAACUUUAUUUUCCUUACACACCAAACUAUUCAUAUUAUAUAAUAAUCGGAAUAACUCAUCUGAAGAUUGCACAUUUGAUUAGUGUCGGUUGAUAUUCAUUAUAUGUUAUUAAUAUUUUUCCAUGCUCUUUUUUAUAUUAUUAUUAUCAUCAUGAAUCUAUGAACUAUUCACACUGAAAAUUGAAACUUUUAGGCAUCCGGUUUUCUCAUCAUUAACUAUUUACACUCUCUUUUACUGACUACUGACCUAGUUGUAAGUUCUGAUUUUAUAUUCAAGUUACUAUGGUUUCAUUUGGUGAAUAGAAUUGAAAUUUAUCCCUUUAUUAAUAUUUAUCUAUCUAAUUUUCAUCCUUUUCAUGAGAUUAUUGUUGAUGGUCCAGCAAUGAAUAAGGGAAUUGAAUUCAUAUUGUCUGAACCUUUAUAAACAUGAGUUGAUGAUGAUUUUAAUUGUGUCCAGAUAAUUGAUAACUUUCACUUCCUACUUUUACUUUUUUUUCUAUGGAUUAUCUCUAAUUGAUUAAUUUAAACAAUUUAAAUUCUAUUUCGGGUAUUCCCCUUUCCUUGUUGAAUCCACUUCCGCCUCUCUCACUUUAUAUAUCCAUCAUGGUGUAGGUCAGUUGAACUCUCAUCAGAUCAUCAGUGAUAAGUCACAUAUCAUUUUGACCAGUUAAUCUGUUGAUUUACUUGAAUUAUAUAAUCACGAUGAUGUUAAUCCAAUCACCUUACGUAAUGUUGAUGAAAAUAGUGUUGAUAUUUUUACCAAUAAUAGUUUUACCAUUACCGAUAAACACAUCAACAAUUCCUGAUUACAUUUCAAUUGUAAACAAUUUCUCUUGGCAAUCAUUAAUUCAUUUAUCAUCAAUCUACAAUGAUGAGAAUAUAUUUUUCUCACCAAUUAAUGUGAUUACACUUUUAUCAACCUUAUUAAUUGGUUCUGGUGGAUCAACUGCUAAUCAAUUACUUUCCACCCUUGACUUUGAUUCGAUUGAAGAAGCUCGUUCGAUAAUGUCCAAACUUCUUAUUCCAUCUCGUUUAAAUCGAACUGAAAAUAAUCAAGAUGAAAUUAUCCUUCGAUCAGUUCAUCAACUUCUUAUCGAGAAAAGUUUUCGUCUUCGUUCUGAAUUUCGUUCCAACUUAACCUCAAUCUAUUCAAUCGAUGUGGAUGAUGUUGACUUCAUGAAUUCCGAUCAAUCAUCUUUACUAAAAAAUAUCAACUCAUGGGCCUCAGAAAACACUGGUGGAACCAUUAAUAAUCUUGUCUCUCAACCAUUUGAUUCACUGACCAAACUUGCUCUACUUAAUGGUGUUUAUUUCAAAGGUUUUUGGGUAACCCCAUUUCAAGAAAAUCUUACAAACAACCAACCCUGGUACAGUUCAUCAGGUUUGAUUGAAAAAACUUCAGUUACUUUCAUGAGAACCACUGGAAACUUUGAUCUAACAGAGACACCAAAUUAUUCAAUCAUUGGUAUUCCAUAUAAGGCUAAUAUGAUGUUAGAUAUUUUUCUUCCAUCAUCAUCAUCAUCAUCUAAUGAUAUCAAUUCACUAUUCAAUCUAAUUGAACCUUGUUCCCUUGACAAUCAACUACGAAACUCACGUAAAGUAACCAUUGACUUGUCUUUACCUAAAUUCAAUGUCUCUGGUAAAUAUGAUCUUAAACUAUUAGCAUCGUCCAUGGGGAUAACUGAGAUAUUUGGUCCUAGAGCAAAUCUAUCUGGUAUCUCACCGGAUUCAUCAUUAUAUGUUUCAUCCGCAUCCCAAGUAUCAUCUUUUCACUUGGAUGAACUUGCUUCUCUGGGAACAGUAACUUCUCUGACAACCUUAGGAUACAAAUCAAUUCCCAUAUCAAAGGUUCAUCAAUUAAUCGUUAAUCGUCCCUUUAUCUACAUGAUUCGUGAUGUAACCAAUCAAUUGAUUCAUUUUAUUGGUAAACAAGAAAACAUGUAAUAACAAUCAAACAUCAUCAUCACUCUGUUGCUGUUGUUGGCAAAAACAUUCAUUAUCCUUGAUUACUUUAAUAGUUUUUUUCUCAUCAUUCACUCUCGAUUAUUAUUAUUAUUAUUUUGUUUAUUAAUAAUAACUUUACAAUCAG